ACUUAUUGUGACUGGACGCAGACCCAGUAAAGUUUUUCAAUUUAAUUCAACAUUAAAAGACAUAGCAACUGCAUAUCCUACCACAGCUAAUACUAGUAAUAGUAAUACUACUGCAACAACACCAACUAAUAAAACUGCUAUUGGUACUCCUACUACUACUAAUUCCACUAUUACGAAUACAACUCCAACUACUGGAACAACUAAUACGACUACCACAGCGACUACACCAAUAAGUAAUUGUACUACUUCCAGUUUAGUUAAUAAAAGUAUCGAUAACGCUACUGCUACCACAACAACAACUCCUUCCACAACUACAACCACUACAUUUACAACUAUAACAACUGCUACUACUACUAACAACUCUUCCUCCACAAAGGAUAAUGUAACUACUACUCCUACAACAGCUACCUGUUUUGCUACAACAACAGUCUUUUCUAAUGCUACCACACCCAAUUCUACAACAUUUGACAAUAGUGAUA
Rhagoletis pomonella (apple maggot) is the source of this 479-nucleotide messenger RNA. RefSeq names its product integumentary mucin C.1-like. The annotation marks the transcript as partial. Lineage: Eukaryota; Metazoa; Arthropoda; Insecta; Diptera; Tephritidae. The transcript has a single exon. The record is from RefSeq and is a predicted model, not a curated record.